This is a messenger RNA of Cynara cardunculus var. scolymus (artichoke), 1777 nucleotides long. RefSeq lists its product as uncharacterized. NCBI's taxonomy places the organism in Eukaryota, Viridiplantae, Streptophyta, Magnoliopsida, Asterales, Asteraceae. The coding region runs from base 149 to 1492 and encodes 447 amino acids. The transcript has 2 exons. The record is from RefSeq and is a predicted model, not a curated record.
GAAGAAGAAUCAUCCAUUCAGAUUGAACAAAUAAAGCUUCACCCAAAAAUGGCAAUCACCAUCUUCACGUUUCUCCAUGGCUUCUCUUUCUUCUUCUUCCUUUUAACCUGAACAUUAUCACUGUCGCCCUUUCAAUCGCCGGCGAAUAAUGGACCCCUGUCCUUUUGUUCGCCUUACAGUCGGCAAUCUAGCCCUCAGGAUACCUGUUGCGUCAAAAGCUGCUCGCUCCGUCAUUCACCCAUCCUCAUCGCCAUGUUUUUGCAAGAUCAAGCUCAAGAACUUUCCGGUUUACACGGCCGUUGUUCCGUUUUUUCCGCCGGAGAGUCACAACCUUGAACUUCAAACCCUAGCUGCGACUUUCCAUUUGAGCAAGUCUCAUCUCGAAAAGCUUGUAGCCAAGUCUCUUUUUGCCGGAAAGCUUUGUUUGAAGAUAUCCAUUUUUACUGGACGGAGAGGAAGUAGCUGCGGUUUGAGCUCCGGCAAGUUGUUGGGGAAAGUGAUUGUGCCGUUGGAUCUCGCCGGAACGGAGAGCAAAGCUUGCGUCUAUCACAAUGGAUGGAUCACUGUCGGCAAAGACGCCGAUAAAAGCUCUUCUAGCGCGCAGUUUCAUUUGAAUGUCAAAGCGGAGCCAGAUCCGAGAUUCGUCUUCCAAUUCGACGGUGAGCCGGUGUGUAGUCCUCAGGUUUUUCAAAUCCAAGGGAACAUCCGGCAACCGGUUUUUACUUGCAAGUUCAGCUUACGCUCCACCACCGCCGGCGACCGUAAUCAUAGAUCUAGAUCGUUACAGUCAGAGCCCAGUGGUUCAAGAGGGUGGUUGAGUUCUUUCGGAAGCGAGAGAGAACGGCCGGGAAAGGAGAGAAAAGGAUGGUCGGUAACCGUCCACGAUCUCUCUGGAUCACCAGUCGCCGCCGCAUCAAUGGUGACUCCGUUCGUCGCAUCUCCCGGUUCCGACCGUGUCAGCCGGUCGAACCCUGGUUGUUGGCUCAUCUUACGUCCCGGCGACGGAACAUGGAAGCCAUGGGGCCGGCUCGAGGCCUGGCGUGAGCGUGGUGCCCAUGACGGCCUUGGUUACCGUUUUGAACUAAUCCCGGACUCCGCCGCUGCCGGCGUUGUACUGGCGGAGUCCACAUUGAGCUCAAGCAAAGGUGGGAAGUUCGUAAUCGACAUAGGGGCCGGGAACGGCGGCGGAAGUGGUCGGAAAUCAAAUGUGACGUCUCCGGUGUGUAGUCCGAGAGGGAGUGGGGAUUUUGGGUAUGGGUUGUGGCCGUAUUGUGCAUACAAAGGUUUUGUGAUGGCGGCGACGGUGGAGGGAGAAGGACGGAGGAAGGCGGCGGCGAUGAUGGUGGAGGUGAGCGUGCAGCAUGUGAACUGCACGGAGGAUGCUGCGGCGUUUGUGGCAUUGUCGGCGGCGAUUGAUCUGAGCAUAGAUGCGUGCAGGCUUUUUUCCCAAAGGCUGAGAAAGGAACUCUGCCAGCCAGAAGAUUUAGUGUGAAGGCUGAGUGAGGGUUGUACAUCAUGCUUCAAGAGUUGUACAUAAGGAGAGUGUGCACCAGUUGUGGUUUUUUGUAACUAGGUGUGUGGUUUUUGUCUUCUUUUUCUGGUUUUUUCAAGGAGAAGUAAUGUUUUUGUGUUCAAUCUUUUUGGUGGUUGGUUAUUCAAAGGGAUUGUUUGUUUUAUCAUAUUUCCUUUUUUAGAAAGUCAGAUAAAAAAAAAUGGUUGUUGCUAAAAGUGUAUUUUGUCUGAGAAAAUGUAAAAAGUAGGUUUUGAUGUUGAUGUU